AUGCCGCUCGCCCUUUCGUUUCAACACAACAACCCUCUCAGAUCGACCAUUCUCGAUCACAGCGGUAGCAACAAGCCAAACCCAGUAUACGAGGUGGCUACCGCCCACGCUGGACACAAGAGCAAGACUACUAUCACGUCCAUUUUUCCACCUCACGUUAUUGGUGAAAUCGAGUGGAAUAAGUCGCUCGAUUCCGGAACAAUCGCAGUGGGCGGGCGACAAAUGUCCAUCCACGAACUCCUGGUGCACGGUGGAUUGUUGAGUCCCACGGUACGAAAGUUCCAGCUCCCGGAAGGUACAUGGUAUAAGUGGCAGCGCGCGGGAGCUGAUGGUCUUGUGUUGGUUGACGGAGACAACAAUAUUGUCGGACGAUCCCUCCACACCCGUGACGCACGACCCGCCGGCAUGACUCUCGAGAUUCAAGAUUCGAAUACUCGAGACUUUGUGGAAUGGGUGUUGCUCACGUUUGUCAUCGUCGAACACCUACGACGCAAAACUCUUUCCUAUAAGUUCAAGCCGAAUUUGGGCGAGACGAGCUGGGAAGGUGCCAUCAAUUUCUUUGUGAUCGAUAGUUAUACGAGAGUAUUCCAGUAG
This is a messenger RNA of Fibroporia radiculosa, 594 nucleotides long. RefSeq lists its product as uncharacterized. Bases 1 to 594 code for a protein of 197 amino acids. The transcript has 3 exons. The record is from RefSeq and is a predicted model, not a curated record. NCBI's taxonomy places the organism in Eukaryota, Fungi, Basidiomycota, Agaricomycetes, Polyporales, Fibroporiaceae.